UUCGGGUACGCCCAUAAUUUUAUCCUACCUGGAUAUAAGUACGCCAUGGAAAAGAAGUGGGAAACAGUAUACAAUCUUCUGUCUUCGGGAUCAUACCCAUCAGACUUUGACAAAUCACAGCGGCAGAACCUUCGGAGAUAUGCCUCCAAUUUUCAGAUAAAGGAUGGAGAUCUGUUUUUUGGGAAUCAAAGAAGGGUUAUUAAAACCAAAGAAGAAGCCAUGUUGCUGUUCCAGGAGUUUCAUUCCUCUCCCAUGGGUGGACAUUCAGGAAUCUUAAAAACACGGACAGCCAUGUGUUCCAGAUUUUACUGGCAUGGAAUGUCAAUCGACAUUGACAACUGGGUACUGGAAUGUGAUAAAUGCCAGAAAAUUGGAAAGCCAUUGACCGCUGCACAACCACUACAGUGCAUUAAGGUGUCUGCGGUCUGGGAGCUCAUUGGGAUAGACCUAACAGGACCAUUACCAAAAACUUCAGAUGGCUUUCAAUACAUUUUGACAGUUACAGAUUAUUUCUCAAAAUGGGUAGAGGCCUUUCCUUUGAAAACUAAAUCUGCAGCUGAAGUGGGUAGAAAUCUUUGUUCUAUCAUUUAUAGACAUGGCUGUCCAAAGCGCAUCCUUUCAGAUCAGGGACGGGAAUUUGUUAAUGAUCUUAACCAUAGGCUUUGUGAAUUGCUACACAUCCAAAGGAGCGUAACAGCAGCCUAUCAUCCACAAACAAAUGGCCUGGAUGAGAAGACUAAUGACAAUAUAAAAAGAGCCCUUAAAAAAUUGGUCAAUGACCAGCAAAACGAUUGGAAUGUCUAUCUGGAUGCCACCCUGUUUUCAUUGCGGUCUAAAGUGCACACUACCACAAAAUUCUCCCCGUUUCUUUUGAUGUAUGGGAGGGAGGCAGUGUUCCCUUCAGAGGUUCCUGUUGAAGUGCCACUUUCCAAGAUUAUUCUCCCUGAAGGAGGAUACAGCGAGUUUCUUGAUUCAAAACAAAAAACAUCGGAAGCUGUUAAAAAAACAGCAGAAGAUAACAUACGUAAGUCUCAAGAAAAACAAAAAGAAGCAUAUGCCAGAAAAGUGCAGAAGAAAUACCAAAAUGUUGAGUAUAAUGAUGGGGAUGAAGUACUUCUACUGAAUAUGAGGAAGCGAGGAAGGAAAGGCGGAAGAAUAGAACCGGAUUUCUCUGGUCCAUAUGUUAUCCAGUCAGUCCGUGGCAAACUUGUCACAUUAAAAAACCCUGAAGGAGCCAUCCUGAAAAACAAAUACAACAUUGGCCAUCUAAAACCAUAUAGAAGAAGCCAGGCAGCCGACAGUAGCAGCAGCAUCUUCUCUCCUUGUCCUCAGCAGUCUUCUUCCAAGAAGAAGAGUUCAGAAGAGUACACAGACCCAAAUGUACAACGGUGCUCAGUUAUACGUUUAGCUUCAAAACAAGCUGAUGUCAAAAAACAUGUGCAAACAACCACAGUAACUGAAAAGCCUGCAACAAAGAGCUCAUCAAACACUGAAACAACUUCAGUAACUGAAAAGCCUGCAACGAAGAGCUCAUCAAACACUGAAACAACUUCAGUAACUGAAAAGCCUGCAACAAAGAGCUCAUCAAACACUGAAACAACUUCAGUAACUGAAAAGCCUGCAACAAAGAGCUCAUCAAACACUGAAACAACUUCAGUAACUGAAAAGCCUGCAACAAAGAGCUCAUCAAACACUGAAACAACUUCAGUAACUGAAAAGCCUGCAAUGAAGAGCUCAUCAAACACUGAAAGAAGCAUUCAAGAAGAAGUAAUGAGACUCUGGUCUUCAAAGGACAACAAUCAGGUGGAAGCAGUUGCCGGGCCAUACAAAUUGUAUGAUUCUUCUUUUAGAACACUGCAAGGGACCGAAUGGGUCGCUGAUGAAGUGAUUGAUGCAUACCUGAACCAUCUGAUUGAACAACAUAAGACGCCUGUAUAUCAGCUGUGUGCAGUGGUUGCUUCUUCUUUAGCUGCUGGACAGUUUCGAUGUCUCAGAAAGAUGAAGUUCCCAGUUGAGGACACAUGGCUGUGCCCUGUCAAUACCGGAGGACAUUGGAUUCUUGUGAUUGUCAGCAUGUCAAGAAAGAUCCUCUCCAUCAUUGACCCCAUGGGAAAUGAGGGAUUAUAUGAGAGAAAGAUUUUGCGGAACUGGAGGAAUUUUUUAAAGAUGAUUGGACACCAAGAUCACAGCGCUGAAUGGCGAACAACAGUAUUGAAACACAACCCACAGCAAGAUGCGAGCAGCUGUGGCGUUUUAGUGCUAAAGUUCGCAGAAGAUUUUCUUUCUACUGGAGCUAUCGACAAUGUGCAGACAACACAAGCAGCUAUUAGCACCGCCCGAAUGGGGAUAGCCUGUUCAUUGCUUGAACGUAAAGGCAAUGCAGAGGACUACUGCACAGUUUGCUCUAUGCUGGAAGGGGAUGGAGACAAGAGCAUGACUGAAAUGGUGCAGUGUGAUGUGUGCAGUCGCUGGGCACAUUUUGAAUGUGUCCAAUAUAGUAAAGAGAUUUCCGCCAACUACCACUGUAGAAAGUGUACAGUUAACAAAUAACCUGAAUGUAUUUUUUCCUGGAUUAAGCUGCACUUUGCACUGUUUGUUUUAAAAUGUAAAAUCUAAGUACACUGUAUAAUAUGUUUAUAAAAAUGUGUGUUAUUGGAUUACAAUGCAAUGUUCAACUUAAUUAGUAAAAGUAUUAGCAAACCAUGAGAAAAAAAAACUUUGGGGAUUCAGUAAAAUCACAGUGAACCUUAAUCAACUCCCA
This is a messenger RNA of Astyanax mexicanus (Mexican tetra), 2761 nucleotides long. RefSeq lists its product as uncharacterized. The record is from RefSeq and is a predicted model, not a curated record. The transcript is spliced from 17 exons. NCBI's taxonomy places the organism in Eukaryota, Metazoa, Chordata, Actinopteri, Characiformes, Acestrorhamphidae. The coding region runs from base 46 to 2550 and encodes 834 amino acids. Gene Ontology annotation, molecular function: nucleic acid binding; cysteine-type peptidase activity. Gene Ontology annotation, biological process: proteolysis; DNA integration.